Molecule: messenger RNA, 1044 nt
Organism: Trichoderma virens Gv29-8
Lineage: Eukaryota; Fungi; Ascomycota; Sordariomycetes; Hypocreales; Hypocreaceae
Exons: 3
Coding region: 1-966 (321 amino acids)
Source: RefSeq, a predicted model, not a curated record
AUGGAUCUUUUCGCAACAGGCUUCAACGCCUGGAACCAACUCUCCGUAGCCCAAAAGAUCCUCCCGCACGAGCCUCAUGACCUCUUCGCCUUUACAAAAGUUCUUUCAGCUUCAGCCAUUGAACGGCCAGUCUCGCGCCUCACUUACACCAUUGGCCCUGCUGCAGUUCGACAAGAUGGGCGCUUCGUCGUCGCCGGUCUUGGUCCCGAGCCUCAGCAUCUCGAGCUGCUCUACACGUCAGCCGAAGCUGCCUCUGGGCAAAUCUUGACCAUUGUCCAGGACCAGGAUAGCCAUGACAGCAACAAGUUGGUCAAGCAUUCGUCCCUAUCAUCUCCCGAACCAGACGCCAUCUUCACCUGCACGCCUCCAGCUACGCAAAUCGCGGCCUUCAGCACCGGUUUCGUCAUCCUACACACCAACGGAACCGUCUCUACCUUUGGUGACUCCCGCUUCGAGGCUUGUCUAGGUAGAGACAUUCAUACGCCAAACCGACCUCCUGAAGUCCCGGGCCCGGUACCCGAUCUCCAUGAAAUCGCCUCGGCCAACGAUCCCGUUAAAUGCGUCACGGCUGGCGGAAGUGUCGUUGCAGCACUGACGACGAGCGGCAGCGUCUACGUCUGGGGCUCUAGCACUUCAUCAACAGCUCCAAAGGCGUCAGACAGUUCACGUCGUCACCGCCGAGGACAUGCUUUCGAGCAACUCUCUGGCAUUCCCAACUAUACAGAAAUCGAUAAUGGUAAGGAUGUCGAGGAUGUUGCUCUCGGAGAGUCGCACGCCAUCGCCCUGACAGCUGACGGACUCAUCUAUGUCAUCGGUGAGAAUAACAAUGGCCAACUUGGAAUUGGUAAUGCUAUUGAAAGAACGGAAACAUGGAUCAAUGUUCCUUUCAAGGCUGCCAAAGGUUCCAAGAUUGUGGGCGUGGCGGCUGGCCCGCGGGCCUCCUUUAUUCUAACGGGCAAGAUAUAGAUGUGGCCGAUAUCAGUAGAUUUUCAGGCCAGAAUUCAAAAGUAAAGGCGAGUAUUCAGGUGUGAACCGCAUCAUAUA